AUGGGCAUUCUUCAGCACUUCCUUGAGUCGACGCCACUCUAUCCGGAUGAUUCCCGUGGUUUUCUUGCUACGAGAAUGCAAGCAACAAAACCGACAAUUUUGUUUUCAGUUGGGUUAUACUCGUUGAUGCAUUUUGUUUUCGGCGUAGCACUUCGACCAGUUCGUUCGUGGUCAGGAGUUCUUAAACAUUCUGCAAGAUCGCUUUCCACCGCAUCAUCUCAGCUUCUUAGAGCCCACAACGCGUAUAGGCAUCCAUUAACCGCUCGCUUCAUGUCAACAGCAGAAGCGAAGAUGAGCACUCAAAAUUUUGUCCUUCGCCGUCAUAACAACAUCUACAAAAGCCCGGAAGACCAAAGAGAGUAUCGAGGCCUAGAAUUAACUAAUGGCCUGAAAGUUCUACUUGUAUCGGAUCCUACUACGGACAAGUCAGCCGCCGCUCUGGACGUAAAUGCAGGACACCUCAUGGACCCUUGGGAGCUGCCAGGCAUAGCACAUUUUUGCGAACAUAUGCUUUUUCUAGGCACGGACAAGUAUCCAUCAGAAAACGAAUACAGCAAGUUCAUUUCUGCACAUGCCGGUAGCACCAAUGCCUACACCGCCGCCGACCACACGAAUUACCACUUUGACGUGAAGCCUGACCAGCUCGAGGCUGCGCUUGAUCGCUUCGUUCAGUUCUUCCUAGCUCCUCAGUUCACUGAAAGUGCGACAGAAAGAGAGGUUUGUGCUGUCGACUCGGAGCACUCAAAUAACUUGAAAAAUGAUGGUUGGAGGAAGUUACAGGUGGAAAGGUUUCUCUCCAAGCCAGGCCAUGAUUACGGGAAAUUUGGAACGGGUAACAAGAAAACAUUGAUGGAUGACGCUCGGGUGAAAGGAUUGGAACCUCGUGAAGCUCUGCUCAGGUUUCACAAGGAGUGGUAUAGCUCGAACAUAAUGUCUCUUUGUAUAGUGGGGUCAGAAUCAUUGGAUCAAAUGGAGGAGUACCUCGGAACGCUUGGUUUUGAUGCCAUUGAAAAUAAAAAUGUGAAACCUAAGGAAUGGUUGGAUAGUCCAUAUGAGAAGCAGCAGCUGUGCAAGCGUGUUGAGAUUGUUCCCGUCAAGGAUACGCGCAGUCUUAUGAUUCGUUUUCCGAUUCCUGAUCUGCAAGCUGAGUACAAAUCAAAUCCAGCUCAUUACAUUUCACAUCUACUGGGACAUGAGGGAAAAGGUUCUCUCCUCUCGGAACUGAAACGACUAGGAUGGGUGAGCUCGCUAUCAGCUGGUGAAACGAUUUUAGCGAAGGGAUUUGCGGCAUUUGAUAUCCACGUCGAUCUCAGUGUAGACGGUCUUAACCACACCGAAGAUAUCGUCGCCUUGGUGUUUUCUUACAUUGGCUUGCUGAAACGUACGGGUGCUGAAGCUUGGGUGCAAGAGGAGCUCAAAGAGCUCGGAGAAAUCAAAUUCCGUUUCAAGGAUAAAGAGAAUCCGAUGUCGUUAGCCACGAAAGUUGCGUCUGAAAUGAGACAUGUGGCUUUUGAAGAUAUCCUGUCGUGGCGUUACUUGAUGUCUGAAUUCGACCCUGAUCGAAUCAUGGAGAUAAUCAAUAUGCUGUCUCCAGAGAACAUGUUUUAUACUGUUGUAGCAAAGCAAUUUAGUGGUCAAGAAGGGAAUAUUGAGGAACCAGUGUACGGCACGGAAAUGCGCAUUACAGAUGUUGAUGCGGCUACCAUGGAUCGUUUCAAAGCAGCUUUGGGAACAUCACAUCCAGCGUUGCACAUGCCAGAACGGAACGAGUACAUCCCUACGAAAUUCGAGCAGAAACCAAGGGAGGCUGUUAAAAGUGAGCACCCACGUGUGAUCUAUGAUGAUGUUUGGUGUCGAAUUUGGUUCAAACAAGAUGACGAAUAUAAGCUUCCAAAGAUGAUCACAAAGGUAGCUGUUACUGCUCCGAUUAUAGCGUCUGAUCCUUUGGCAACGAUGCUGUCUUCUAUGUUCUUGUGGUGCUUGAAUGAUGCUCUGGCAGAAGAAACAUAUAACGCCGAGUUAGCAGGCUUGAAAUGCCAGCUCGAACUUGGAACAUACGGCACAAAUCUGAAGGUAACUGGAUAUGACGAGAAACAGCCGUUAUUUGUGGAGCACUUGGUGAAGAGAAUGACCGACUUUAAGCCUGAUCCCCUGCGGUUCGAGGUGCUUUUUGAUGCCAUAAAACGAGCGCUGGAGAAUUUCGCUCAUUCGCAGCCAUACACUCUCUCACAGCAUUACAUCCAACUACUACUUAGCGAUAAGUUUUGGAGUAAGGAACAACUACUUGCAGUUUGUAAAGGCAUGACUGUCCACGAUGUUGAAGCAUUUGGAAAGGAGAUGCUGAAAGCGUUUCAUGUCGAGCUGUUUGUACACGGUAACACUACUGAGGAAGAAGCGCUCAAACUCGGUCAUGCUGUUACGAAGACGCUGCGCGACGCCAACAAGAGCAGGCCUUUGUUUAGAAACGAAUACAUGCUACUCAGGGAGCAUGCACUUGAAAACGGCGACGCAUACGUGUAUCGGCAUUUCCAAAAUACCCACGAAGUAUCCUGUGUGGAAGUCUUGUAUCAGGCUGGAAUUCAGGCAACUAGAGAGAAUGCACUAGUUGAACUCCUAGUACAGCUGCUACGAGAACCAGCUUUCAAUCAGUUGAGGACUGUGGAGCAGCUAGGUUACAUUGUUUGGACAGGGUCACGACUGAACGCCGGAACUCUUGGUUUGCAAUUUAUUGUACAGGGACCAAAGAAUCCGGAUCAUGUUUUAGAUCGAAUAGAGGAGUUUAUCGGAAAGAUUCGAGAAGACAUAGUAAAAAUGUCCGAGGAGGAAUUCGAACAGCAAAAAACGGGACUCAUAACUCGCUUGCUCGAGAAACCGAAGACAUUAGGAGGGAGAUCAAGAAGGUUUUGGAAUGAAAUUGAAUGCAGACAAUACGACUUCAAUAGGAAUGAGUCUGAGGUGGAAGUGUUGCGUCAUGUCACAAAAGAAGAGCUACUGCAAUAUUUCGACCGGAAAUUCAGCAAAACAGCACCGGAAAGGAGAAAGGUAGCUAUAUUUGUGCAUGGAAAAGACGAAUCUAGAGAUGGAAUGAUUGAAAAGUUCAGGAAGAAGAGAGAAAUUACGUCAGAUGAAAAACAACUUGAAGAGAUCGAGUGUAUGGAACAGUUCCGUCAGACGCUGUCGCUGUACGGUCGUCCACGGCCGAAAUUGAAUUUGCCGCCCAUAGGCGCCGAGCCACUAUCGAAUUUCGCUACUGGAGAUGCUAAAUCGAAGUAUUGA
Necator americanus (New World hookworm) is the source of this 3276-nucleotide messenger RNA. RefSeq lists its product as uncharacterized. Bases 1 to 3276 code for a protein of 1091 amino acids. NCBI's taxonomy places the organism in Eukaryota, Metazoa, Nematoda, Chromadorea, Rhabditida, Ancylostomatidae. Gene Ontology annotation, molecular function: metal ion binding; metalloendopeptidase activity. The record is from RefSeq and is a predicted model, not a curated record. Gene Ontology annotation, cellular component: mitochondrion; cytosol. Gene Ontology annotation, biological process: peptide catabolic process. The transcript has 30 exons.